Zophobas morio is the source of this 2318-nucleotide messenger RNA. RefSeq lists its product as uncharacterized. Gene Ontology annotation, molecular function: GTP binding. Lineage: Eukaryota; Metazoa; Arthropoda; Insecta; Coleoptera; Tenebrionidae. Bases 130 to 2121 code for a protein of 663 amino acids. The transcript is spliced from 5 exons. The record is from RefSeq and is a predicted model, not a curated record.
UAACUGACGAAUUCUCCUUGGGUAAUUUUAUCUUAAGAUAAUAACUACGCACAUUCCUCAAAUGUUCUAAGAACCUUCAAUAAUCAUUCAAAAUGUUAUCGACCACCCGAAAGAAAAUUACAAGAAAAAAUGAAUCUGUCAUUCAACGGUGCUGAAAAAAAAGUUUCUAAAACGACCAACUUCGCGACAUCUAAUACCGUCGAAGAAGAAAAGAAAAAGACUGCCAAUGAAGGUAGUGAUUUGGGCCUUUGUGACACCAGCGCCAAUCGCUACAUCGAAGAUAACUCCAACACCAUCAACAUCCUUCUACUUGGCGAAACCGGAGUAGGAAAAUCCACAUUCAUCAACUCCUUCGCCAACUACGUGAACAGCGAAACCUUCGACGAGGCCAAAAAAAAGAAAACAGUUGUCCUUAUACCAACACAAUUCACAAUCUACGAUCCGAAAACCAACUCGAAAACGAUAAAAGUGGGCAAAGAUGACAACGAAAAACAACAGGUGGGCUCGUCGGCCACCCAGUCAGUUAAAUCGUACGUAUUCCCAACGAACAACAGACUCAUCCGCCUGAUCGACACUCCGGGCUUUGGGGACACCGGGAGCGUGGAAAAGGACGAACAACACUGCGAAGAAAUCUUAGCCUAUCUGGACCAACUGAAUCAUAUAAACGCCAUCUGUUUAUUAAUGAAGUCUUCGAACGAGAGGAAUACGAUAUUUUUUCAAUAUUGUGUGAAACGGAUCUUGUCGCAGUUUCACAAGAGCGCCUGCAAGAACGUGGUUUUUCUGUUUACGAAUACCAAAAGCAAUGAUUACAACCCAGGUUCUACGCUGCCCAUUUUGAUAGAUAUGACGAAAAAAAUCAGGGAGAAUAUUUCCAUAUCAAAGGAUAACAUUUUUUGUAUCGACAACGAAUCUUUUAAACUGUUGCUGGCGUUAGAGAAAAAGGUAAAUUUGGCCAUAGAGACGAUGAAUAGCUGUCAGAGAAGCUGGACCUAUUCUUCCGACGAAAUUCGAAGAUUCAUGGUUCACAUAGCAACACUGGAGCCUCAUGAUGUAAGGCACACCGUCAGCCUUAACAAAAUGAAGAAUUUGAUUCUUGGAUUAUCGAAACCGUUGUCGGACAUUUUUCAGCUCUUACAACAAAAGAUCAUAGAACUCCAAAACAAGGAGGAAGAAUUGAAGGAAACAAACUUAAGCAUCACUGAACUGAAGAAAAAACGAUAUAAACCAACCGUCGACUUGGAAAUAGUUCCUCUCGACCAUCCGGUUUUGGUUUGUACAAAUUUGAGUUGUGUCGAGCCCGUCGAGGUCGGAAACAUGACAAAGUUUCGGUAUAAAACAAAAUGUCUGGAUCCGUGUUGGAUAGGAAUAAUUAACUACGAAAAAAUGGGACAUUGGAGUCUCAGGUUUUGCAGCGUAAUUGGUUUUCUUGAUUUUAUUUGUAAACAAUGCAAAUGUUCUGGUUCGAAACACAUGAAUAUCUACUACGAAACUAAAAUUGUGAAAAAGCAGAUCGUGGACGAAAGUGUGCAGACAACUCACAAGAGCGAAAAAGAACAGCGCGAUGAACUCAUGAAGAGCUUGGUGCAGGAAAAAGACGAACUCAUCGAGGAGGAGCAGUGCAUCAGCAAUUAUACUGCGAAGUUUGCGCAUUUUUUGGAAAACAAUUUCAUCACAACUGCAUACGAUACUUACAGGGAGUACCUCAACUUAUCACUUGAAAGCAUGAGGAGUCUUGGAAGCGAAGAUAAUUCCAAAGUCGUUUUCAAUCUAGAGAGCGCUUUAAAAAAGCACGAUGAAUUGAUAAAGUUUCUUAACGAAAAUAAGAAAUUUCAAGACGGAGAAGAGAUCACUGCCAAAAGCGUACAAGAUGAUACUAAAAAACUUUUUAAGCUGAAACACAUGGGGCCCAAGAUUCAAGAAAUUGUCAAUGCAAGAAUAAAGUGCAUUCAGAAUGCAAUUAAAGCAAACGUCAAGUCUGUUAUUACUAAAGAAAUUCCGUUCUGGUUUUUCAGUAAAGGCUUGCACAUGGCAUCUUAUGUUCCGGUCAUAAGAGAGUUUCUAUCUAAGGAUACCACGCACAAGCAUUAUAAAAAGAAGCCCUUUAUACAUCAUGAGGACUAACGUUAAUAUAUAUGGUAAUGGAAGUGAUAUUUUCUUUGACAAUAAGUCCAGCGUUAUAAAUAAGACCAAAAAUAAAUUUUCGGUUAUACAUUAAUUUAAUUAAUAUACUUGACUUAUUCUGUUUAUAGGUAUUAGUUUUAGAUUGUAAGUAAUUAUGUAGAGGGGAGUUAUUAUCAUUAUUAUACUUACAUAUUAUA